Molecule: messenger RNA, 732 nt
Organism: Lactuca saligna
Lineage: Eukaryota; Viridiplantae; Streptophyta; Magnoliopsida; Asterales; Asteraceae
Source: the annotation of a GenBank genome assembly
AUGGAAAAAAAAAAAAGGUACAAUCUAGUCAAUGGGGUCAUAUUGGAUAAGAAAUGGAAACAAGAACUUAAACACUAUAUGGAAGAAAUACAAUGCAGCAUGGUAGUAAUGAAAGGGUCAGAACCAAAAGGCCGUAGACUCAAUCUGGGACAAUCUGAUAACCAUCAAAUACCCUUCUUUUCCAAAGUUUCCUCACCAGGGUUAAUCAAAUCACAAAACAAGAUACCCAACAACCUAAAUAAUCCUCAUACCCCAAUGCAUUCAUGUGGUGAUGGAAUUAUACCCCUGUCGCUAGUACUAGACUCGUAUUCCAAACAUUGUGAUCAAGGUACUUAUAAUUUUGGUAUAAGAGUAGUUUCUUUAGAUUCAAGCUUUGUGGCAAAAGGUGAAUUAUGGGCUGUUUAUACAAGGAUGUUAAAAGAUGGGUUAAAUACUAAAGAUAAAUUCUAUAAAGAAACACAGGAGAUUCAACUUUCAAAAUUCAAUGAAACUUGUAAUUGGUCUCUAAUGGCAAAAAUGAUGGGGAAGAAAACAAUUGAGGCUGCUCGACUGUUGUUCCAUAAGCCCAGAAUUCUUGAUCGUCUUAUCACUGAAGGCGUAUUGGUUAUACUACUACAAAGCAUAUUUCAUACAAGUCGCACUCUGCCAGGUUGUAUUGGAAUUAACAUCAAGCCAAGAGACAACCAUAAGGUCUUUAUUGAUCAGGAAGGGAUGUACCUGAAAGCCUGGUAA